UCCAAAUCUUUUGUUUAUAUACAUUUUUUAUAGGUUAAUUAUUCUUGUUGUUUGGUGAUGUUCUUUAUAUUUCACGUUAUACUUUAUUUCUACCAUUAGUUAAACAGAAUUUGUACGAUGAAACCCAAAAUCAGUACUGGCUAUUUUACUCCGCAAGCCAAGGGACAGAAAAAUAGGCGGAUAAAUCGAUCGUCCGAUGGGGAAGGUGAAGGGUUUAAUGAAAAUCUUUUCCGAGAAUUUAUGCGAUGCCCUCGCAAUAAAAACGCUGUUUUGCAACUUUUAUCCGCUAAUAAAGAAGCCAUUAAACAGUACUCAGAGAAAAAUGUAGAACGGUCAGUUGCUAGUCCUGCGGACAGGCUUAAGGUUACAAAGAAGCUGUGUGAAAGCCCUAUAGCUUUAAUGCGAAGACGAGCUUUGGAACAGAUGUAUGGAAGUCCCAGUUCGUCAACCAGGUCAGGUAAUUCCAAAACUCCUUCGGAACAAUCUGCGAGUGGCAGUAACAAAUCUAGUUUAAUACCGUUUGAAAAAGUCCUCGAUGGAGUAGUUGCAUAUGCAGAAGUCAGAGGACGAUUCGAUGAAGACAGAUCAGCGGGUGUUAAAUCAGUGUUAAAAUCUAUGGGUGCUGAAGUGCGCGAAAAAUUUACCAGAGAUGUUACUCAUGUCGUUUUUAAGGAUGCUUCUUAUACAACUUUUAAAAGAGCGAAAGAAAAGAAAACCCAUUUGGUCUCAAUUCUCUGGGUUGAAUCUUGUCGGACAACUAAGCGAAGACAAGACGAAAAAAACUUCCCCGCAAUGAAUGGUGGAUACGGUAAUGAAUCUAUGAUUUGUUCACAAAUGCAAAAAGAGUACGAGGGCAUUAUUCAUGACGAGUACAAGCAAAACGUGAUGCAGGGUGCAACACCAACGUCCAAGUCUUUUGUAAACCGCAGAAGAACUUUAAUGACUCUGUUUGUUUCUCAUGAAACAUCAAAUCCUCAAUCUGCUACAAUUAAUGAGAUUAAGGGUAAUCAAAUACCUAGUGCUAAAAGAUCGAUACUAGUUGAAGAUGACCCAGUGUCCAAUACUUCCAAGGAACAUUUAAAUUGGUCUGAUAUGGAAUUAACACACAUUCCAAAUCAACCGAUUAACGACCAAAACGACAUUCCUAGACAAAGUCAAUUCGCUAUUAAAUUUGACAAAAGGAAAACCAUAUCUGGUUCCUUAUUCACUUCUGAUGACUCUUCCUCUAUAAAUCUUAUAUCUAGCGACAAAUCCUCAAGUCGUUUGUGUAAAAAGUUGAUCACUACAGGAUCCCGUUCAGUUAUAGAAUUAGACGAGUCUGUGAUUUAUGGGAGAAAUACAGCGGGAAAACUGAAGAAGUCGCUAGAAACCGACACGGAAAUGUCUGAGUUGAAGCUGUCCAGUGAGUUCAAUUGUCCUAAAACUUCCUCAACUAAAGUUUCAUCGGAUUCAUCUAAAACCAUGUCCAAUUUACUGCUAUCUUCGUCGCCAAAAGAUUGCUCUGGGCAGAAGGCGGGACAAGCAAAACCUGCAGGUAAAAAUUCGAAUUCAGUAAGCUCUGUGAGCUCUGUCAUGUCUUCGUUGAGGCUCGAGUCAGAAAAAGAGAAUUGUGUACCAGAGCAAUCGUCUUUAGAAUCCGCAUCCAAGUUGAGCGAAAAUAAAUUGAUAUCACAUCUGAGUUCUAGUGAAACCAGCAAUCCACAAAAAUCAUCAAGUGAAAAGCAGAAAUCCAAGUAUACAUCUGAUAUGAUUCUGCAAGAGAAUACUUCUUUGGUCAAAUCCUCCACAGCGCCAGCAGAGACCGUCAAGAAGAACAAUAAGAAGCAGUCGCCUUCUGAUUUGGGAGGUGCGAGACGAUUUUCAUUGCGAAAAAGAAAUAACUCUAAUCGCCGGGCAACUGAUGUUUCAUCUUCCGACAGUAGUAAUGACGAUAUUAAAAACCGCGUAGUUAAAGGCAUAAUAGCAGAUUUGGAAUCACAAGACAAACUAACAUCAGAUUUAACAGCAGCCCAUUCGUCUUUGACUGAGGACUCGGAAAUUAUUCCUCCAUCGCACAGUCAACGCCCCACAGUAAAUACCUCUAAACGAAGUUCACGUGAAGCAGGAACCAAAAAUACGGACAAAGUUGCGAAAAAUAAAUCAGUUAAAAAUGUGACUGCAAAGAAAAGAGCAGAGUUGAGUUCUAAAGCCAGCUCUGUUGAGAGUUUAAAUGAUUCAUCGGAUGGAUCGAGAAAAAUGCGAAAACUUUACAACCCGGAUAAUUACGUAAUGCAAUUAGAUGAGUCUGUUGACGAUGAAGCGGAGAGGCAGGAAAAACGCGACUUAGUAAAGAAAACAAAGCAUGUUGGAAAUACCAUUAACCCUUUUGCCUUACAACUAGAGGAUAAAGUGGACGUAGUAAUAACGUCUGAAAGUGAUGAAAGUCCUCCAAAAAUACGAAAAAUUACAAGAAAAGUUAAAGAUCUUACGUUGAACCAAUCAGCCGACGAACAGAAAGACUUGUUGAACUUCGUGUUGAGUAAAAACGCAAACACGCCUAAAACACAAAAACCAAAUGCAACUUGCAUUGGAACUCCAACACCAAGAAGAUCGAUCAGACUUAUUAAUAGUAAAUCUGCCCAAAAGCCGGUUGAAGUUUCAAUGACACCAAAAAAUAGAAGAAGUACUAUGGAUUUUGUCACUAGUUCUGAGCGAUCAUGCAAGAAAUCCAAAAAGAAAGUUGACAAAACUAAGCUACCCACAAUUGUCUGCACAAAACUUCAUAAAUCCCAAGUUCAGGUUUUCGCCGAGAUCGUCAAGAAGUUAGGGAGAUUUACCAUAGAAAACGAUGUUAGCGAUAAGACGACCCACUUGAUUGCUGGAGAGUCAAAGAGAACCGUCAAUAUGUUGAGGGCAGUUACCCGCGGUUGUUGGGUACUUACAUUUGAUUGGGUGCUGCGAUCUUUGGAAGAAGCAAGGUGGUUAUCAGAAGAAAACUUUGAGGUGACGAAUUUUUCUGGCACGGUUCAGAAAGCUCGUCUUGAGCGUCAAGCAUUUGGUUCAAAAUACACUUUAGAUGUGUUCGAUAAUUGCCCACCGAUUUAUGUGGCUUUAUCAACAGCGCCUCGUUGUUCCGAUUUACAAGAGCUGAUAACUACUUGUAAAGGCAAGGUGGUAACCAUUCCAAGACUGGCGAAAAUCAUCGUAGGAUUGUACCUGGUGCAGGAAGACACUGUUUGCGUAAACGAAACUUGGGUACUGGACAGUAUCAUGUUUUACAAAAAAAUGCCAUUUAUUGAACGAUAUCUACUUAAAAAAAAUAGGGAAAGUCUAGUUGUAUAAUUUAUACGCAAAAUGUGAUCGAUUUUCAUUAUCUAAUCUACGAAGUUUCGUAUGAAAAUCAAAUGUUAAUUUAUUAGGAAAUACUUGUGACAUACGCAGAGCGUUGUUUUGUACAAAUGUGUUGUUUAAUUAAGACUUUUAUUGUAAUUUAUGUUGAUCAUAGAUUUACACUUUUUGUGUAAACAUAUAAAUUCAGUGUAUACGGUCUGACGCGCCUUUGGCAAGGAAAACUAUACAUAAUCCUUCAAGUAUAUUAAAUUUUACCAUUUUACCCGGCUAGAAUAUCACGUACUUACCACUAAAGGGAAGCUAAAUUUACUUCUCUGGCAAGUCGUGUUUGUGUAAAAACAAAUAAUAGAAAUAUUGUGACAAUAUCUAUGAUAAUAAAUGUUUUACCAAUUA
Molecule: messenger RNA, 3723 nt
Organism: Dendroctonus ponderosae (mountain pine beetle)
Lineage: Eukaryota; Metazoa; Arthropoda; Insecta; Coleoptera; Curculionidae
Product: microcephalin
Exons: 7
Coding region: 118-3321 (1067 amino acids)
Biological process (GO): mitotic cell cycle
Source: RefSeq, a predicted model, not a curated record